AUAAUAACUCUUGAUACUUUAAAUCCAUCAAUUAUAGAUCUGCCUGAAUACAUUGAAUGUUUUGAUAACAACAAACCUAACACACAAAAUGAUUUUAAAUUCUUUUCUUUUUGGACUCUACAAGAAAAUUUUAAUAGUAUAAUUCUUCCUACAGCAUGGAGUAGACACGAUAUACCUGAAAAAUUGAUCAUGUUUUCUUGUUACACAAUUAUAAAAGAAGAAACUGAGAUGCCUACUCCUAUUAUUUUGAAAAGAGUUUGUUUGAAUACUGAUUUAAAGGUGACGUGUUCAGUGUUAGGUAAAGACAUUUCUGAAAACAUUUUUGGCUUAGCAGAAAUAAAUAAUAUUUGAGUUUUGGAAGACCUUUU
Messenger RNA from Sipha flava (yellow sugarcane aphid), 368 nucleotides. RefSeq lists its product as uncharacterized. The transcript has a single exon. The record is from RefSeq and is a predicted model, not a curated record. The annotation marks the transcript as partial. NCBI's taxonomy places the organism in Eukaryota, Metazoa, Arthropoda, Insecta, Hemiptera, Aphididae.